Molecule: messenger RNA, 3926 nt
Organism: Sceloporus undulatus (fence lizard)
Lineage: Eukaryota; Metazoa; Chordata; Lepidosauria; Squamata; Phrynosomatidae
Product: cytochrome P450 2W1-like
Exons: 9
Coding region: 543-2045 (500 amino acids)
Biological process (GO): xenobiotic metabolic process
Cellular component (GO): cytoplasm; intracellular membrane-bounded organelle
Molecular function (GO): iron ion binding; heme binding; oxidoreductase activity, acting on paired donors, with incorporation or reduction of molecular oxygen, reduced flavin or flavoprotein as one donor, and incorporation of one atom of oxygen
Source: RefSeq, a predicted model, not a curated record
CAGUGGGUUUUAUGGCAGAGCUGGGGGUUUCCAGAGUCUUAGAUUCAGAUUUCCAUGUACAAGGCUUCAGUCACUGCAGUUAAAAGAAUUUCAGAUAGCUGCACUAGGAAAGCUGACAAUGCAUCGAAGAAAUUGCCCUACGAUACUGAGAGGACCGUCGCUAUUAUCACUACCACCUUCUCUGUCAUUAAAAACGUUCUUUCCCUUCCCAAUGCAGAAUGAAUCUGGUCUCAAACGGCUGACCUCUUCUCUGGAAGAUUCAUUGGAAGCAGAACCUACUUGAGGAUAGGAAUUGCCAAUCUUUGACUAAAAAUUCUGAGAAUGCCGUAGGCCUUUUUCAGUGACAACACGAUUUGCGUCUCUGUGCUUGGAGAAACGUUGCCUGUGUCAUAAAAGAGGGUGUGUGCAGAUUGUAGAGAUUGUGCAAAGCCUAAUAAAAUGCUAAAGGAACUGCCAAGUUGACACUGGCUGGAUAAAUAUCUUCUAUUCAGCAUCACUGUUUUAGACUGUUUCCUUCCACUGCACCGAAAAUUGGACUCAGCAUGACUCCUUGGGCAUCAGUCCUCUUCAGCUCUGGAACAGUUGCUUUGCUGUUUGCACUGCUGCUAUUAACUGCCUUUUGGUUUUUUACCCACCCAGAGAAGUCAUCUCUGCGCAUGCCUCCGGGUCCUCCUCCACUCCCCAUCAUUGGCAAUUUGCAUUUGGUAGACCCUACAAGGCAGGAUAUAUCAUUUAUGAAGCUUUCAGAAAUAUAUGGCCCGGUUUUCACGGUUCAUUUGGGUCGACGGAAGGCUGUGGUGCUGGCCGGCCAUGAGGCAGUGAAAGAGGCACUCCUGAGCAAAGACAAUGAAUUCAUAGAAAGGCCUUACAUCCCCAUCUUCUCCCAGAUCCAGCAUGAGAAGGGCAUAUUCUUCUCUGAUGGGGAUUUGUGGAAAACCACCCGUCGAUUCACCUUAUCGUACCUGCGGGAGUUCGGGAUGGGGAAACAGCAAAUGGAAGGGAGGAUUCUCGAAGAGCUCCACUUCCUAACGGAGAUGGUCAACUCCUUUAAAGGUGGAGAGUUUGAAUCAAAGGCUUUUUCUGCUGCACCAACAAACAUCACCUUCACAGUUCUGUUUGGAGACAGGUUUGACUAUGCCAACCCGACCUUCGUCACUCUCCUAAGACUCAUCGGUGAAGUGAUGUCCCUUCUGGGACAACCAUUUUUACAUGUUUUUAAUGCCUACCCAUACCUUGGAUUCCUGUUGAAACCACACAAGAUGAUCUUGAGGAGAAUCGAGGAAACCUGUGCCAUUCUGAAGAAAUACAUCCAGGCUGCCAAGCAAAGUGUCAGCGAGAAUACUGUGGGGAGCUACAUUGACGCAAUGCUGCUCAAGCAGAAAGAAGAGGAAAAAAGCGAAUCCAAGAGCAUAUUCUGUGAUGCCAAUAUACUGGCAUCGGUACUUGACCUUGUCAUGGCCGGGACGGAGACGACGGCCACCACACUGCAGUGGGCCAUUCUGCUGAUGAUGAAAUACCCAGAGAUUCAACGAAAGGUCCAGGAAGAAAUCAAGAGAGUCCUUGGAUCAGAGCGGGGCCCCACCUAUGAAGACAAGAAGCACAUGCCCUUUGCCACAGCCGUGAUCCAUGAGGUGCAGAGAUUUGCUUCCGUCGUGCCGCAGUUCCCGCGCUGCACUGCUGUGGACACCCACUUCCGUGGCUACUUCAUUCCCAAGGGCACGAUGGUGAUCGCCUCUUUCACAUCAGUACUGUAUGACCAAACUCAAUGGGAGACCCCCAACAAGUUUAACCCCAACCACUUUCUGGAUGGAGCAGGAAACUUUGUGGCAAAAGAAGCCUUCGUUCCUUUCUCAAUAGGCCGAAGGAAUUGCGCUGGGGAGAGCCUGGCCAAGAUGGAGCUCUUCCUUUUCUUUGUUGGGCUACUCCAGAAGUUUACCUUCCGACCUCCUCCUGAGAUGACAGAGUCAGACCUGGAUCUCACUGUCAAACCUGCCUUCACUAGGCGACCGCAGCCGUACUCCACCUGCGCUGUGCCCUGUGACUAGACAAGGUGUCUACACAAGAUUUGGUUCGAUGGAUCCAUAUGCAGAAGAGGGAAUCCUUCAUGUCUUUUAUUAUUACUCACCAAUCCAGCUAACCUCUCCUGGCCCCAGUCCCAUGCAUCACAGACACUUCAUUCACCUGGAAAUAUCAUUCACCAACCUCCUCCUCUAACUCACUGUUACAUUUUAUAUGUUUUUAGAUUAUUUAAAUUAUUUUUAUCAUUUUGAACUUUUCAACCUUAAGCUACCCUGAAUUCUUUUUAAUAUAAGGCAGGCUAAAAAUUAGCGUGAGGAGCAGUGAAGAAAGGGAGCUCAGUAUGAACUAGGGACGGGGGAGUUGAUGUUGGCACAUGCCCAUUAGGAGACCCUAAGUGGACACACUUUCUGUCUGGGGGCACUGGUUGUGAACCCCUGGUUUAUCUAGAAAAAGUGCAGACUGUACCUCUUUGGUACCAAUUUCUUCUCUUUGUCUUUCUCUCUACCUGCCACUGGGGAACAUGCAUACAGUUCAGUAUAGCACAGUAAUUCCAUAGGCAGACAUGUGCCAGGUUGAGCCACAUACCAGCCCUCCAAUAUACUGUACAGAAUCUAAUCCAGUUCUAACCCAGUUUUGCUUUUGCUUGUAUCCCCAGCCUCUUUGUACCAUUCCUUGUCCUCUUGUUUCUCUCCACUGCCACCUAGUGCCUCCCUACAUUCAGCUACAGCUGCCCAUCUCCCAAUUGUUUCUUUGUCCUUCCAGCAUGUCAUCCCAGCUGGGUUCAUGAAGUCAGAGGCCUUCAUUUCUCCCAGGCGAUUCACAGAAAACAAGGGCCGAUUCAGUGGAAUGGGGAACCCAAGCAACAAACUCUUCUUAACACACUGCUGAUUAGCCAUAUUUCAGUGCUUCGUACAUGUACAUAUAGCAUACUAUUUCUGUACAGCAAUAGGAUCUCAUUUUGAGCUAGGCCAGGGUAGAUGCACUAGUUAAGCUCACUAGUAGGUUCCUGUCUAUGACUAGCCACAUGAAGUAUACCCAAGAGCGUCUAAUAAUUCUUAGUGCUUUCCUGGUCUUUGUACAUGCAUCUCAAUUGGUCAGACUCCUCGCUCCCAGUAACUAAUGAUAAUAACAUUUAUAGAGUGUUUUACAGUUUGCUUUGCUUUGUAAUCCUUACAGCAGCCUGUCAGGUUAUUGUUGUUGAAUGCCUUAUGGUGACCCUAUGGCAUUUUCUUGGCAAGUGUAAUGAGGCAACACCUGGACUGGGGAGAGUUUAUGAGGCUAAGGGCUCCCAGGUGGCAGAGGUGGGAGGAGAGAGCAGGGAGAUGGUGGAGGCAGAGCCUGGGAGGGGCAGAGACUGGUCCCCAGGGGAUAUAAAAGAGCAAGGGCUGAGGUGCAUGGGGGGGAAAGGACUGGAUGUGGAAGAAUGGUGUGAAGCAGUGGCUGGGGAAGGGAGAGCACAGGUGCAGAGAACUCUCCAAUGGGAUGGUGUGCCAGUCUCUCUGCGUCAGAGCUCACUAAUGUGGUGGAAGGGGUUGCACGAGGAUGUACAACUAUGCAACCCUAGAGAGAAGGGGGAUGUUGCCUAUUCCGACACUGAGGAGUGGGCAACGAAGGCUCUAAAUGAACUAGAGGACGAGUGGGGGGGACCCGAAAGAGGACCAUUGGGAAGUGGGCCCAGAACCGCCUGAGGUAGAGAAGGCGGACCAAGAGUGCCUGGAGAAGUACUUGGGACCCUCUGGUCAGCAGGACAAGGCCGAAGCUUGAAGGACAUACCCCAAGAGCCCCUGCGAACGUAGAGACCAGAAUGGAAGUAGGGUUGUUGUUUAGCUGAGGAAAGCUUUUCUUUGUUUAUUUACUGUGACCUUGGGGGACUGGAAAUUGAGUUGCAUUAAAAGAGUUGCAGAACA